UUUCUUCGAACUCAACUUACUUGCAAAAUUGCCGAGUUUUAUGAGUUCACCAUUCUACCCCUUAUUACCGAGUUUACAUUAAAAUCGAGUUUAAUUCUGAGUUUAGUCAUCCGAGUUAACUCGCGAGUUUAGUAAGUAUAGGAUUUUUAUAUGAAUUAUUAUGUGGAGUUUUUUUUAUCGGUAACUAUUUAGACAAUAAAGUACUAUAAACCUAAUUAAGAAAAAGGAGUUUUAUAAUUUUAAAGAAUGGAAUGAUUGUGAAUGUUGUAAAAAUUUUAUUAUGAUUGAAGCAGAAGCAUUGUUUGGUGGUGCUGGAAAAGUUUCUGCAAGGAAAUGGAUGGGAGAAUGACUAAAGCUGCAGAGACAGGAAACGUUGACGAACUAGAAAGGUUGAUGAGAGAAGACAUAUUGGUGCUGGAUAGUAUUGCCUUGCAUGGAGCUCAAACUCCUCUACACAUUGCAUCAAUGUGUGGUCACGUUUCUUUCGUACAAGAAAUGUUGAAACUGAAGAAGCAAUUUGUGUAUGAACUCAACCAAGACGGGUUUACUGCCAUGCACCUGGCCUCUGCCAAUGGCCAUGUUCAGGUCGUGCUUGAGCUUCUCAAAGUUGACCAUCAACUGUGUCAAAUUCAGGGGAGGGAGGGAACCCUUCCUCUCCACUGUGCCUCUGUCAAAGGAAGGAUCCAUGUUAUGACGGCGUUGCUCUCUGCUGCUCCACUCACUGUUCAAAGCAAGACGGCCAGAGGGGAAACUCCGCUUCAUAUUGCGGUAAAAAACAACCACUUUGAUGCAGUUAAGUUGCUGUUGGAACACGCCAAGGGAUUGAAGAUGGAAAGAGUAGUGUUGAAUGACAAAGACAAUCAAGCAAAUACUGUCUUGCAUCUCGCUGCCUCGAGGAAGCAAUACCAGGUAUCUGAUUCAAGGGAUUUAAGCAUUGUUUGGUGGUGCUGGAAAAGUUUCUGCAAGGAAAUGGAUGGGAGAAUGACUAAAGCUGCAGAGACAGGAAACGUUGACGAACUAGAAAGGUUGAUGAGAGAAGACAUAUUGGUGCUGGAUAGUAUUGCCUUGCAUGGAGCUCAAACUCCUCUACACAUUGCAUCAAUGUGUGGUCACGUUUCUUUCGUACAAGAAAUGUUGAAACUGAAGAAGCAAUUUGUGUAUGAACUCAACCAAGACGGGUUUACUGCCAUGCACCUGGCCUCUGCCAAUGGCCAUGUUCAGGUCGUGCUUGAGCUUCUCAAAGUUGACCAUCAACUGUGUCAAAUUCAGGGGAGGGAGGGAACCCUUCCUCUCCACUGUGCCUCUGUCAAAGGAAGGAUCCAUGUUAUGACGGCGUUGCUCUCUGCUGCUCCACUCACUGUUCAAAGCAAGACGGCCAGAGGGGAAACUCCGCUUCAUAUUGCGGUAAAAAACAACCACUUUGAUGCAGUUAAGUUGCUGUUGGAACACGCCAAGGGAUUGAAGAUGGAAAGAGUAGUGUUGAAUGACAAAGACAAUCAAGCAAAUACUGUCUUGCAUCUCGCUGCCUCGAGGAAGCAAUACCAGGUAUCUGAUUCAAGGGAUUUAAUAAGAUCAUUUACAUAA
Vigna umbellata (rice bean) is the source of this 1584-nucleotide messenger RNA. Lineage: Eukaryota; Viridiplantae; Streptophyta; Magnoliopsida; Fabales; Fabaceae. The record is from RefSeq and is a predicted model, not a curated record.